Messenger RNA from Cyanidioschyzon merolae strain 10D, 492 nucleotides. RefSeq lists its product as hypothetical. Lineage: Eukaryota; Rhodophyta; Bangiophyceae; Cyanidiales; Cyanidiaceae. The transcript has a single exon. Bases 1 to 492 code for a protein of 163 amino acids. The record is from RefSeq and is a predicted model, not a curated record.
AUGAAUAGUGCAGCGGUCUUCACACAAGGUGCUUUGAGUGCUGCGCACUGGAAUACUGCAGCGCUUGUUCUGGGUGCUGGUGUGGCACUCGCCGGUGACCUGCAGUUGCGCGGCCGGUACGCUCCUGCCCAGGGGUUCGCUAUCAAGCUGCCAAAGCUUGGUUUUCCUAAGCUGCCCGGUAAACUACCCUCUCUUCCGUCGCUUCCGAAGGUAAGUCUUGGUUCGGGCAAAGCUGCGAAGAGUGGCGGAAGUGCAGCCUCUGCUGCAGCUAAAACGGGGUCGCGGACGCCGGCACGUGGCGCUGCCGCGCCGGGUGUGCGGGUGCGUCCGGCAACCACGCAGUCGAACCUACCGUCGGGGCCGACUUUUGUGGAUCCGACGCAGGCACGGGUUAUGGACCAAGGCAAGGGCUGGAAAGCGUUUCCUGGGCGCCGUUUGCCUGGAAAGAACAUGGAACAGUUUUUAGAUAUGGCGCGAUCCUUGCGCUCUUGA